Photinus pyralis (common eastern firefly) is the source of this 2600-nucleotide messenger RNA. Its product is annotated as katanin p60 ATPase-containing subunit A-like 1. Bases 694 to 2265 code for a protein of 523 amino acids. Gene Ontology annotation, biological process: microtubule severing. Gene Ontology annotation, cellular component: microtubule cytoskeleton. The transcript has 5 exons. The record is from RefSeq and is a predicted model, not a curated record. Lineage: Eukaryota; Metazoa; Arthropoda; Insecta; Coleoptera; Lampyridae. Gene Ontology annotation, molecular function: ATP binding; ATP hydrolysis activity; microtubule binding.
AUAGCCUGCAGUGUGCGUUUCCUGGUUGUUAGAUCUGUUCAUGAUCUGUUAGUGUUAAUAUGUAUGUACUAAGCUUAGAGCCCCCACAGGUUGCCUCACUUCAGUAGAUAGGAGGCCUCACUUCAGUAGAUGGGAGGUCAUUUCAUAUAUAUAAGAGAAGUAUAUAUGGGUCAUUUGCGUAGAACCCCCUGGUUCCUGCAUCAUCUUUUUUAGCUUCUUUUUUAUCAUGCCCAUGCAGUAAGCUGGGGCCUCAGUAGAGAAUCAGCAACUACCGGCCCCCGUGCGUGUGGACAUUUCUUUCCCCCUUAUUUGUGGGACUUAUAUGGAUUUUGUAUUACGUAGAGUGGACGUCGGUAAUUUUAAAAAUUGUAUUUUUCAAAUCCUACAUUUUCCAGAGUCACGUCGGAUUCUAGAUGCUAGUGUCUUUGACAGAUGAUGGUUGUCAUCAAGGAUUUGGUUCAACACUGUGCUAGAACGUUUAUUUAUUUUCCAAAAUUGUGUAAAAUGAUAAAUUUCUAAUAAAAUUUUCUAUUUCUCAACGUUAUACAAGUAAGUUUAUAGUAAACGUUGAUGAUAUGUUUGAGCAAAUACUAUCCAUGAGGCCGUUGGUAGUUAGCAAUUAGAGAAGAAUUAACAGAUGUAACUUCGAAUAUCUUUGUACUUUUCUCUCAUUUUCUUUAUGUUUAGCUCGUUAUGGCAAUAUCUGUACGUGAGAUAUGUGAUAAUGUCACACUAGCGAGAGAAAUGUCGAUGUUGGGCAAUUACGAAAGUGCUGAAGUUUACUAUGAGGGAUCAUUGCAAAUGAUAAACCGACUAAUAAUUAUCAUUCCGGAACCAAAUAGGAAGAAUAAAUGGCAGCAGGUGCAACGGAAGGUGGCAUUAGAAUAUGAAGAGGUGAAGUGUUUGAAAAACACUUUGCAAACGUUGCGAAUUGAUGCUAGCAUCGAUGUACCAGUCGGAGCGAGACGUCCUAUGUCACGUGAUGAACCUGUAAGAGAUAUUGGAGAUCUUCUCGCAUCUGAUUCGUAUGUGAAUGACCCAGAUGUUUGGCCUUCACCUAUACCAGCAGAUCAUAGUUAUAACGUUAGAACAAAUGGUCCUAAAUCGAAGCAGUUGCCUGCCAAGAAGCAAGAUGUUAAAAAGGGUACUGCGAGACCAACGCCGUCGAGUGCAUCCAAAAAACAGUUGGAUUCAAGUAGACCAAAUAGAUAUAAAAAAGAGGACCGUCCCUCGUCAUCUAAAUCGGAAAGAAAUCCCGAUGCGGGCAAACCAGAAAAGGAGCAAAAGGAUUCGGAAAAUGAAAAGUCGGAGAAAGUGGAGGCGGAGGAAGAGAAGAGGUUUGAAUGUCACGGUAUGGAGCGGGAACUCGUCGAUGUUUUAGAAAGGGACAUCGUGCAGAAGAAUCCAAAUAUUCGCUGGGAUGAUAUUGCCGAUUUGCAGGAGGCGAAACGUCUGUUGGAGGAAGCUGUCGUUUUGCCCAUGUGGAUGCCAGAAUUUUUUAAAGGUAUUAGGCGACCAUGGAAAGGAGUUUUAAUGGUGGGACCGCCAGGUACUGGCAAAACCAUGCUUGCGAAAGCGGUGGCGACUGAGUGUGGCACCACAUUCUUCAAUGUAUCUUCGUCGACUCUCACUUCAAAGUAUCGGGGCGAGUCUGAGAAGAUGGUCAGGUUGUUGUUCGAAAUGGCUCGAUUUUACGCUCCCAGCACGAUAUUUAUUGACGAAAUUGAUUCGUUGUGCUCGCGUCGUGGGUCUGAGUCGGAGCAUGAGGCUUCGAGGCGUGUUAAAUCGGAGCUGCUGGUACAGAUGGACGGGAUUACAGCUAACAACGACGAGCCGGGAAAAGUUGUUAUGGUUUUGGCAGCGACAAAUUUUCCUUGGGAUAUCGAUGAAGCUUUGAGAAGACGUUUAGAGAAAAGAAUUUAUAUCCCUCUGCCGACCUUGGAAGGUAGAGAGGCGCUUUUGCGAAUAAAUCUGCGGGAAGUAAAGUUAGAUCCAGAUGUUAAUUUGGUCGAUAUUGCUGUUCAGUUGGACGGAUAUUCGGGUGCUGACAUAACUAAUGUGUGUCGAGAUGCUUCAAUGAUGUGUAUGAGGCGCAAAAUCUGCGGCUUAAAACCGGAUCAAAUAAAACAGCUGCCCAAGGAGGAAUUAGACUUGCCUGUUACUGUACGCGAUUUCGAGGAGGCUCUUUUGAAAAAUAAUAAGAGUGUCUCGAAGGUUGAUUUAGAUAAAUACGAUAAGUGGAUGAACGAAUUUGGUUCAUCCUGAUAACAGUAAUAUGCAAAGUGUCUUCCAUGUCAUAGUAAAUUUUAUAUCAUUUAAUUCUGUAUUAUUGUAAAUUAUUAAAUGUGUUAUGUACGAUUUUAUAUUAUGAAAGUAUAGUUGAAUUUUUUAGAUUUAUGUAUAUUGUGUUAGCAUUGAGCAAUUGUGCUGUCAACCUGUAUGAAUCAAUUGUAAAUUAUUAAUUGUGUUGUUUGCAAUUUUAAAUGGUUAAAGUCUAGUUCAUUAAAAAUGUAGAAUUUUUUACAAAUAUUUAUCUAUGUUGUGUUCGCAGUGAAGAAUUGUGCUGUCACUCGAUUAUAUAAAUUUGCCUAGAUAUCAAA